This is a messenger RNA of Otolemur garnettii (small-eared galago), 2622 nucleotides long. Its product is annotated as antigen peptide transporter 2. The transcript is spliced from 11 exons. The record is from RefSeq and is a predicted model, not a curated record. Gene Ontology annotation, cellular component: endoplasmic reticulum membrane; TAP complex. NCBI's taxonomy places the organism in Eukaryota, Metazoa, Chordata, Mammalia, Primates, Galagidae. Gene Ontology annotation, molecular function: MHC protein binding; ATP hydrolysis activity; ABC-type oligopeptide transporter activity. Gene Ontology annotation, biological process: transmembrane transport; antigen processing and presentation of endogenous peptide antigen via MHC class I. The coding region runs from base 144 to 2099 and encodes 651 amino acids.
CGGCAGGAGACCCGAGGGCCUCAGAAGAGAUCUGGGCCGGGACAGCUGAAGGGACCAGGAAGCUGAGAGAGAGGGGGCUCAGUCCUUGGUGCUUAAGCUAAAGCCCCCGGAGCUGCAGUUCCGCCGCCGCGGCUGACGGCGCCAUGCGGCUCCCUGACCUGACACCCUGGGCCUCCCUGGUGCUGGUGGACUUGGCCUUCCUCUGGUUACUUCAGGGGUCUCUGGGGACUGUGCUUCCUCGGGGGCUACCAGGACUAUGGCUGGAGGGGACUCUGCGACUUGGAGGGCUGUGGGGGCUGCUGAAGCUGAGAGGGGUGCUGGGAUAUGUGGGGACACUACUGCCCCCGCUCUGCCUGGUGACUCCCCUGUUUCUCUCCCUGAGAGCCCUGGUCUCCGGGGCCUUGAGUGCUCCUCCCAUCAGUGUGGCUUCAGCCCCUUGGAGCUGGCUGCUGUUGGGGUACGGGGCUGCAGGGCUAAGCUGGGCUGUGUGGGCUGUGCUGAGCCCUGCUGGAGCCCAGGAGAAGGAGCAGGGCCAGGAGAAGAGCAAAGCCUUGAUGUGGAGGUUGCUGCAGCUCUCCAGGCCAGAUGUGCCCUUCCUUGCUGCUGCCUUCUUCUUCCUUGCUGUUGCUGUUUUGGGUGAGACAUUAAUUCCUCACUAUUCUGGUCGUGUGAUUGACAUCCUGGGAGGUGAUUUUGACCCUGAUGCCUUUGCCAGUGCCAUCGGUUUCAUGUGCCUCUUUUCCUUUGGGAGGGAUACCAACCUGAUGAGUUCCUGGCUCCCUUUAAAUGCCAAUGUACUCUUGCGAAGCCUGGUGAAAGUGGUGGGACUCUACGCCUUCAUGCUCAACGUAUCGCCUCGACUCACCCUCCUCUCUCUGCUCCAUGUGCCACUCACAAUAGCAGCCGAGAAGGUGUAUAAUGCCCGCCAUCAGGCAGUGCUUCGGGAGAUCCAGGAUGCAGUGGCCAGGGCGGGGCAGGUGGUGCGGGAGGCUGUUGGAGGGCUGCAGACGGUGCGCAGUUUCGGGGCUGAGGAGCAUGAGGUCUGGCGCUACAAGGAGGCCCUGGAGCGAUGCCGGCAGCUGUGGUGGCGACGAGACCUGGAGCGAGCCCUGUACCUGCUCUUAAGGAGGCUGUUGCCCUUGGGCGGGCAGGUGCUGAUGCUGAGCUGUGGGUUGCAGGAGAUCAGGGCCCGUGAGAUGACCCAGGGCGGGCUGCUCUCCUUCCUCAUCUACCAGGAGGAAGUGGGAAAUUAUGUGCAUUCACUGGUGUACAUGUAUGGGGAUAUGCUAAGCAACGUGGGAGCUGCUGAGAAGGUCUUUUCUUACUUGGACCGUCAGCCAAAUCUGCCCUGCCCUGGGGAACUGGCCCCCACCACUCUGCAGGGGCUGGUGGAGUUCCAGGACGUCUCCUUUGCAUAUCCCAACCGCCCUGACCAGCCUGUGCUCAAGGGGCUGACAUUCACCCUACGUCCUGGUGAGGUGACAGCGCUGGUGGGACCCAAUGGGUCUGGGAAGAGCACGGUGGCUGCCCUGCUGCAGAAUCUGUACCAGCCCACCGGGGGACAGGUGCUGCUGGAUGAGAAGCCUGUCUGGCAAUAUGAGCACCGCUACCUGCACAGCCAGGUGGCUUCAGUUGGGCAGGAGCCUGUGUUGUUCUCUGGUUCUGUGAGGGACAACAUUACCUAUGGGCUGCAGAGCUGUGAGGAUGAUAAGGUGGCGGCUGCUGUCCAGGCUGCCCACGCAGAUGACUUCAUACAGGAAAUGAAGGAUGGAAUAUAUACAGACAUAGGGGAGAAGGGGAGCCAGCUGGCCGCAGGGCAGAAACAACGUCUGGCCAUUGCCCGGGCCCUCGUGCGGAACCCCCGGGUGCUCAUCCUGGAUGAGGCCACCAGUGCCUUGGAUGCGCAGUGUGAGCAGGCGCUGCAGGACUGGAACAGCCUCGGGGACCGCACAGUGCUGCUGAUCUCUCACCGGCGGGAGACGGUUCAGCGCGCCCACCGGAUCCUGUUGCUCCAUCAGGGCGAGCUUCGGGAGCUGGACCAGCUCAGGGAGGGGAAGGACCUCUAUUCCCGCCUGGUGUGCCAGUGGCUGGAGGACUGAGGCCCCAGGACACUGGGCCUUCUGAGGGCCAUCUCCAAGACCCAAAGCAGCUCCUCUUUUCAGUCUCCCUGGGUUGUGCCCUUGGGUAGUUAGUUGUCCUGAGCUGAAAGUGGGAUGGAGAUUUGGCGUACAAAUGUGCUUUAGAUGGGUGCAUGGGGGCUGGAGUGGAUGCUGUCUGUGUCCAGGAACCUUAGUUCCUGGGUGAAUGAGCUUUGCCUGGUGCUGAGCAGUGCCUUGUGGCAUGAUGAAUAUAUUUAAAAUAUUUUCCUUGCUACAUAAACGAUGGCACAUUUGUGUGAAAAAUUUAGACAAUGUAGAGAAGUACAAAGAAGAAAAGUAAAACUACCUAGUUUUUUAUUCCCUGGUGAUAACUAUAGUUACUUUUUGCUGGAUGAGGUAACUAUCCAUGAGUUGCCUUUCUGUAUCCUUCCCCGUUCUCACCAGUGUCUGAUAUUUUGGGGAAUCUUGGGUGUGGAGCGGCAGAGAACAGUUCCUUAAUAAAAAGCCAGUUAUAGAGUUUUAA